AUGGUAUUUAAAAACGGAGACUGCAGAUACAACCGAGAAGUUUUUUCGAAUUUUACCCUUCAAAUCGCCGACGGAAAACUCCAAAUGGACAUGUUUCUAUUAAGAGCUUUAAUUAAUGGCCUAAAGGGCCAUCUGAGCUUCGAAUUUCGCAUGGCUAAAACCAAAUCAUACCAGAGCGUAUUUCAACACGAUAUAAACUAUUGUGGUUUGCUUAGAGGUAACCAGGAAACAAUCUAUCGUCGCUGGUACCUCAGCAUGCUAAGGGUAGGAAAUUUUGCUAGAAGCUGUCCCAUUGAACCAGGUUAUUACUACUUAAAGGGCUGGAAUUUUAAUGGAAAUUUGGUUCCAUCAUUUCUAUACUUGGGUGACUAUCGGAUUGGAGGCAGCUUUUACUAUGGAAAAUACAAGAAAACAAACGAUAAGCCUUUGUUAGAGUGUAUAAUUGAAGCCAUCCUAUCGAAUUAG
Drosophila innubila is the source of this 465-nucleotide messenger RNA. RefSeq lists its product as uncharacterized. The record is from RefSeq and is a predicted model, not a curated record. The transcript has a single exon. Lineage: Eukaryota; Metazoa; Arthropoda; Insecta; Diptera; Drosophilidae. Bases 1 to 465 code for a protein of 154 amino acids.